Pochonia chlamydosporia 170 is the source of this 2256-nucleotide messenger RNA. RefSeq names its product beta-lactamase domain-containing protein. Gene Ontology annotation, molecular function: protein dimerization activity; linear primary-alkylsulfatase activity. The coding region runs from base 1 to 2256 and encodes 751 amino acids. NCBI's taxonomy places the organism in Eukaryota, Fungi, Ascomycota, Sordariomycetes, Hypocreales, Clavicipitaceae. Gene Ontology annotation, biological process: dodecyl sulfate metabolic process. The transcript is spliced from 5 exons. The record is from RefSeq and is a predicted model, not a curated record.
AUGUCUCUACCUGCGAAACCUGUCGAUUCCAACAAUCACGACUUUGAGUUUGCUCAGAGUGGUCUGGUGGCACCUUUGAGCAAUCCUCAAAUCUUGUCGGAUUUGAGUGGCGAUGUUGUCUGGGAUGCUGAUGCGUAUCAGUUUAUGUCGGAAGAGUGUCCUCCCACCACAAAUGAGCUGCUAUGGCGACAAGGUCAACUCUGCAGCGUCACAGCAGGCCUUUAUCAGGUGACCAGUGGCAUCUAUCAAGUACGUGGCCUUGAUCUCGCCAACAUGAGCAUUGUCCAGAUCCCAAAGACGAACAAGAUUAUCAUCGUCGACUGCUUGACCUCUGUUGAAACAGCGCGAGCAGCGAUUCAACUCUACCAGGACUACCACAACAGUCAGUUCCAGCAAAAUGCUGACAUUGAAGCACUCUUGUACACCCAUUGUCAUGUGGACCAUUUUAGGGGUGCGCAGGCCAUCGUAGAUAUGGCCGGUCCGGAUCUCCAAAUCAUCGGCCCAGACGGCUUUCUCGAACAUGCCGUCAGUGAGAAUGUGUACGCCGGAGCUGCCAUGUCUCGAAGAUCCAUCUACAUGUAUGGAGAAGGCUUGCCCAAGGUCUGCAGACGGUUAAAUCGGUUGCGGCCUGGGCCAGGUAGCAUCACAAGUGAUGGCGUUCUCAAGCCUGGGAUUGAAGGGCUAGAAAUCAUUUGUCAACUGACUCCCGGGAAAGAGGCCCCUGCCGAAGUGAAUUUUUACUUUCGAGACUACCACGCUCUCUGCAUGGCUGAGAAUGCAACACACACCCUGCACAACAUCCAAACGUUACGUGGAGCGCCAGUUCGCGACGCGAGACUUUGGUCUCCAUACCUCGAUGAGUCCAUCACUCUUUUCGGAGACAUGACGGAUGUGGUAUUCUCCAGCCACCAUUGGCCAACCUGGAAGUCUGCAGGCGAGAACAGUGAUGCUACAAAUGGCAAAGCUGACGACUCGCAGAACUUGGUCUUGACCUUCUUGUCAGAGCAGCGUGACUACUACGCAUACCUUCACAAUGAAACACUACGCCAACUGAACAAUGGUAGCACUCCUGUGGAAAUUGCCGAGCAGAUUAAGACGCCGUCUGCUCUGAGCGCGCGAACGAACCUGCAAGGUUACUAUGGUUCAGUCAGUCACAACGUCAAAGGAAUUUAUGACAAGUACAUGGGCUGGUUUGACGGCAACCCUGCGAACUUAUGGAGACUUCAGCCUACCGAUGAAGCAACUGAGUACGUCAAAUGCAUGGGCGGGCAGCAAGCUGUCCUUGACAAAGCCAAGGAGUACCAGAACAAUGGAAACCUACGAUUUGCCGCUACUCUCUUGGAUAAAUGCAUUUUUGCCGAUCCCAGUAAUGUGAAUGCAAAGAAUCAACUGGUAUCUAUCUAUACGACACUCGGGCAGGGAGCAGAAAACGGGACCUGGCGGAACAUAUACCUUACUGGGGCGUAUGAGUUGCAAAAUGGACCACAGGGAGCGGUCAACACCAUGACAAAGGCGUCUCUGAUGGCGCUCAACUUGGUUGAGUUAUUCGACACUAUGGCCAUUAGAAUCAAUGGCCCGGAGGCUUUUGUUUUGGAGAACAAAAUUACCAUUGAUUUCAUGGUGGAGGACAUGCCUCGACAGUCCGGGACCGGUCCUGUUGGGUGGCAUAUGAGGCUGAGCAACGGCGCCAUGACUGGGCAUGAGAUUCCAUACGUUCCUUUCCAGGACUUGAAGGAUAGCAAAGUUGACCUAACAGUAUGGCUUGCGCAUGAGACUCUUGUUAAAGUUGUGGGAAGUGCUGCGGCGGGAAAAGAUUCUAGCUUGGAUCAGACCGGAAUUAAGACCUCUGGGGAUGCUAACGCGUGGACAAAGGUUACGGCAUUGGUGGUGGUGCCUAACAAUGGCGAAUCCGUCAGCAUCGUUUUCUCGUGUAGGCACACCUCCAAUGAUGUAGCAACAAGGCCGUAUUUCCUCGUCAUUCUUCUAAGCCUUUGUUCUAAACCAUGUACUACAAACUGCGCAAAGGGUUACGAGAGGCACCUAGCUUACCUCCAUUCUAUUUUCACCAUUGCUGCGGUACGGGCAAACGAAUCCAGAUACGGCCAUCCUGUCUCUAGCAUCCCUGAUAAUUUGACUACACUGGAAAGGCUAAGUGAGGGACAGUUGCUGAACUGCCUUUUCCUGCGUUUAAGACUAAUAAGUGUUGAGAGCUUUCUCAAGAGCCUCUGCCCUGUAGCAGACAGCUCUUACACUUGA